Messenger RNA from Cicer arietinum (chickpea), 1789 nucleotides. RefSeq names its product legumin A-like. NCBI's taxonomy places the organism in Eukaryota, Viridiplantae, Streptophyta, Magnoliopsida, Fabales, Fabaceae. Gene Ontology annotation, molecular function: nutrient reservoir activity. The record is from RefSeq and is a predicted model, not a curated record.
UAAGGUUUUCCGCAUCACAAACCAAAAUAUAUUAUUCUCUCUCUCCAAUGGCUAAGCUUCUUGCGCUCUCUCUUUCACUUUGUUUUCUACUUUUUGGUGGCUGUUUUGCUUUUAGAGAACAGCCUCAGCAAAAUGAGUGCCAGCUUGAACACCUCAAUGCCCUUGAACCCGAUAACCGUAUAGAGUCAGAAGGUGGACUUAUUGAGACUUGGAACCCAAACAACAGACAAUUCCGAUGUGCUGGUGUUGCCCUCUCUCGUGCUACCCUUCAACGCAAUGCCCUUCGCAGACCUUUCUACACCAACGCUCCCCAGGAAAUUUUCAUCCAACAAGGUAAUGGAUAUUUUGGCAUGGUAUUCCCUGGUUGUCCUGAGACCUUUAUGGAGCCACGGGAAUCUGAACAAAGAGAGGGCCGCAGAUUCAGAGACAGUCACCAAAAGGUUAACCGUUUCAGAGAGGGUGAUAUCAUUGCAGUUCCUACCGGUGUUGUUUUCUGGAUGUACAAUGACCAAGACACUCCAGUUAUUGCUGUUUCUCUUAUUGACACCAGCAGCUUCCAAAACCAGCUUGAUCAAAUGCCUAGGAGAUUCUACCUUGCUGGGAACCAAGAACAAGAGUUUCUACAAUAUCAACAACAAGAAGGACGAAAGGAAGAACAAGAAAAUGAAGGAAACAACAUUUUCAGUGGCUUUAGGAGGGAUUUCUUGGAAGACGCCUUGAACGUGAACAGGCAUAUAGUGGACAAACUUCAAGGCAGGGACGAAGAUGAGGAGAAGGGAGCCAUUGUCAAAGUUAAAGGAGGUCUCAGCUUCAUAAGCCCAUCAGAGAAGCAGCCACGUCACCAAAGAGGCAGCAGACAAGAAGAAGAUGAAGACGAAGACGAAGAUGAAAAGAGACAGCCACACCGCCACAGCAGACAAGAUGAAGAUGAAGAUGAAAAGAGACGGCCACGCCGCCACAGCAGACAAGAUGAAGAUGAAGAUGAAGAAGAAAAGAGACAGCCACGCCGCCACAGCAGAGGUGGAAGCAGAAGCCAAAGAGACAAUGGGUUUGAGGAAACCAUUUGCACUGCAAGACUUCACCAGAACAUUGACUCAUCUUCAUCACCUGACAUCUACAUCCCUCAAGCUGGUAGAAUCAAAACUGUUACCAGCUUUGACCUCCCAGCUCUCAGAUGGCUCAAACUCAGUGCUGAGCAUGGAUCUCUCCACAAAAAUGCUAUGUUUGUGCCUCACUACAACCUCAAUGCAAACAGCAUACUUUACGCAUUGAAGGGACGUGCAAGAUUACAAGUUGUGAACUGCAAUGGCAACAAUGUGUUCGACGGGGAACUAGAAGCAGGUCGGGCAUUGAUAGUGCCACAAAACUUUGCUGUAGCUGCAAAAUCAAUGAGUGACAGGUUCUCAUACGUAGCAUUUAAGACCAAUGACAGAGCAGCUAUUGGCAAGCUUGUAGGGGCAACCUCUUCGUUAAGUAGUAUCCCAGAAGAUGUUAUUGCAGCUACAUUCAACAUGGAAAGGAAUGAGGCCAGGAAGCUCAAGUCCAGCAAUCCCUUCACAUUUCUAGUUCCCCCUCGUGAGUCUGAAAACAAAGCUGCAGCUUAGAAACAAUCAUGGCUUCCAAGCCUUUAUCCUUGUGAGACAUGUAUCCCACAUCAGUUGGUAAUAAUAAUGAAUAAAAACAAAGGCUUAGAUGCCUUUUGGUAAUUGCAAAAUUAUGUAUAAGUACUCAAUCUGAGUCACCAACCUUUUUUUGGACGUGAAUAAAGUAAGACUUAAAUUAAUCCCAA